Molecule: messenger RNA, 485 nt
Organism: Galdieria sulphuraria
Lineage: Eukaryota; Rhodophyta; Bangiophyceae; Galdieriales; Galdieriaceae
Product: 6-pyruvoyl tetrahydropterin synthase
Exons: 5
Coding region: 67-447 (126 amino acids)
Source: RefSeq, a predicted model, not a curated record
GGAAAAAGUGGUUUAUCUAUUUUCCAUUGGAGGAGAGCAAGAUAGAUUGUAGCAGAUCCCGUUAUCAUGUAUACACUAGGAGUACGUGACUCGUUCAUGAUUGCACAUUCUUUCCAAGGUGAAGCUUUUGGACCAGCUCAAGGUCUCCACGGUGCAACGUAUACAGUAGACUGUGAAUUUCGGUCCACAAACCUGCAACCUCAGUUGAAUUGGGUGAUAGAUAUCGGUGAAGCAACACAAAUUCUCAAGGAUGUAUUGUCAUUGUAUAAUUAUAGAAAUCUUGACCAACUAGAAGAGUUUCAAGGACAAAAUACUACUACCGAGUAUUUAGCAAGGGUGAUACAUGAUAAAGUACUUUCGAAAGCAAAGAUGUUGGGAUUUCAAGGUAUUUUGAAAGUAAGUCUUAUGGAAAGCUUUCGUGCCUGGGCUAGUUACGAAAGUGACUAAAAAAAUACUGUUGGAUAUAUAAAAUCAAUUUUACUUUG